Hyaena hyaena (striped hyena) is the source of this 789-nucleotide messenger RNA. RefSeq names its product 40S ribosomal protein S4-like. Gene Ontology annotation, cellular component: ribosome; cytosolic small ribosomal subunit. The record is from RefSeq and is a predicted model, not a curated record. Gene Ontology annotation, biological process: translation. NCBI's taxonomy places the organism in Eukaryota, Metazoa, Chordata, Mammalia, Carnivora, Hyaenidae. Gene Ontology annotation, molecular function: structural constituent of ribosome; RNA binding.
AUGGCUCAUUGUCUCAAGAAACAUGUGAAGCAUGUAGUGGGUCAGCAUUGUAUGUCAGAUGAACUGACCAGCGUAUUUGCUUCUCGUCCAUCUACUGGUCCCCAUAAAUCGAGAGAAUGUCUCCCUCUCAUCAUUUUCUUGAAGAACAGAUUUAAGUAUGCCCUAACAGGAGAUGAGGUAAAGAAGGUCUGUAUGCAGUGUUUUAUUAAUAUUGAUGGCCAGGUUGGAACUGAUAUAACCUACCCUGCUGGUUUUAUGGAUGUCGUCAGUACAGACAAAACUGGGGAGAAUUUCCAUCUGAUCUGCUACAGCAAGGGUCACUUUGCUGUUCAUUGGAUUACACCUGAAGAGGCCAAGUAUAAAUUGCACAAAGGGAGAAAGGUCUCUGUGGGGACAAAAGGAAUUCCUCAUCUAGUGAUCCAUGAUGCUUGCAUCAUCCACUAUUCUGAUCCCUUCAUCAAUGUGACUGACACCAUUCAGAUUGAUCAGGAGACAGGAAAGAUUACUGACUUCAUCAAGUUUGACAUUGAUAAUCUGUGUAUGGUGACUGGAAGUAUUAACCUAGGAAGAAUUGGCAUGAUCAUCAGCAGAGAGAGGUACCCUAGUUCUUUUGAUGUAGUUCAUGUGAAAGAUGCCAAUGGCAGUAACUUUGUCAUCCAGCUGUCCAACAUUUUUGUUAUUGACAAAGACAACAAACCACGGAAUUCUCUUUCCUCUGGAAAGGGUAUCUGCCUCACCAUUGCUGAAGAAAGAGAAAAGAGACUGGCAAUGAAACCAAAUGGUCUCUAG